Trematomus bernacchii (emerald rockcod) is the source of this 1964-nucleotide messenger RNA. RefSeq names its product sorting nexin 6 (gene snx6). Gene Ontology annotation, molecular function: phosphatidylinositol binding. The record is from RefSeq and is a predicted model, not a curated record. The coding region runs from base 88 to 1314 and encodes 408 amino acids. Gene Ontology annotation, cellular component: endosome. The transcript is spliced from 14 exons. Lineage: Eukaryota; Metazoa; Chordata; Actinopteri; Perciformes; Nototheniidae.
GAAAGCUACUUCCUGUUUUGCUUCAUGACGUUGGCCUGUGCGUCGUGACGUCACCGCGCUUCCCGUCUCCACCCGUACUCAGCAGCCAUGAUGCAGGAAGGGCUGGACGACGGACCCGACUUUCUCUCCGAGGAGGACCGAGGGCCGCGGGCGGUGAACGUGGAUCUGCAGACGGACGCCACGCUGCAGGUGGACAUCUCCGACGCCCUGAGUGAGAGAGACAAGGUCAAGUUCACCGUGCACACCAAGAGCACGCUCCCUAACUUCAAGCUGAACGAGUUCUCGGUGGUCCGACAGCACGAGGAGUUCAUCUGGCUGCAUGACUCCUUCGUGGAGAACGAGGAGUACGCAGGAUACAUCGUCCCCCCGCCCCCCCCCAGGCCAGACUUCGAUGCGUCCAGAGAGAAGCUCCAGAAGCUGGGCGAGGGCGAGGGAUCCAUGACCAAAGAGGAGUUCACCAAGAUGAAGCAGGAGCUGGAGGCAGAGUACCUGGCCAUCUUUAAGAAGACGGUGGCCAUGCAUGAAGUGUUCCUCUGUCGAGUGGCGGCGCAUCCUGUCCUCCGAAAAGACCUGAACUUCCACGUCUUCCUGGAGUACAACCAGGACCUGAGUGUCCGGGGGAAGAACAAGAAAGAGAAGCUGGAGGAUUUCUUUAAGAACGUUGUGAAGUCAGCGGAUGGUGUUCUGGUGGCCGGAGUGAAGCAGGACGUUGACGACUUCUUCGAGCACGAGAAAACGUUCCUGCUGGAAUAUCACAACCGAGUGAAGGACGCCUCGGCCAAGUCCGACCGGAUGAUCCGCUCGCACAAAAACGCUGCAGACGACAUCAACAGAAUCGCCUCGUCUCUUUACACGUUAGGAACGCAGGACUCCACCGACCUCUGCAAGUUCUUCCUCAAAGUGUCGGAGCUGUUUGAGAAGACCCGGAAAAUCGAGUCUCGAGUCGCCGCUGAUGAAGACCUGAAGCUGGCCGACCUGCUGAAGUAUUACCUGAGAGAGUCCCAGGCCGCUAAGGACCUGCUGUACCGCAGGAGUCGGGCUCUGGUGGAUUAUGAGAAUGCGAACAAAGCUCUGGAUAAAUCUAGAGCGAAGAACAGAGACGUCCUGCAGGCGGAGACCAGCCAGCAGCUCUGCUGCCACAAGUUUGAGAAGAUCUCAGAGUCCGCCAAGCAGGAGCUGAUAGACUUUAAGACGAGGCGAGUGUCAGCGUUCAGGAAGAACCUGGUGGAGCUGGCUGAGCUGGAGCUGAAACACGCCAAGGGGAACCUCCAGCUGCUGCAGAGCUGUAUGGGUGUCCUGAAGGGAAACACCUAACUCCGCCCCCUCCAUCAGGACACACCCCCUCCACAAGCCCCGCCCCCAUCAGCUGACUGAGGGCAGGCGACACAGAGGAGCAGAGAGAGAGUACAGGAAGUCUCCCUCUUCCUCAGAGAGAACAGGAAGUCACCCUCCUCUUGCUCUUUGACUAUAACGUGUUCAUUGGUGUAAAUAAAGUCACAUGACCUCCCCCGGGAACACCGAGGUAAACAACAACAUGAUCAGCUGUAACUGUUAGCUCAUAUUAGCCAGCUACGCUAAUCCUGUUAGCAGAAGUUAUCACAAGAAUCUGUUGUUGUUAUUGUUGUUGUGCUAAUGUUACCGUCCGUCUGCUAACACCUUGAGCUAACGUUAGCCCACUCAUUGUAUGGAGUUAUCUCCUGAUGGUGUUACCUGGCUGUGAUUGGUGGAGGUUGUGAUCACAUGAUUAAACAGUUUGUGCUCAGCUUCUCUCUAAAGUGUUCAGAGGAACCUGAAGGUUUUAUGUUUUAUUAUUAAAGUGAACGUCACCGUUCACACACACUAACCUCCUGUUUUAAACAAUGUAAAUUAUAACAAAACUACUUUUGAUGUCUCGGGUUCCACUGCUUUCAAAAUAAGAUGUUUUCCAUGGAUUUAAAAAUGAAUUAAAUACAUGUAUUUAAAAA